This is a messenger RNA of Capronia epimyces CBS 606.96, 543 nucleotides long. RefSeq lists its product as uncharacterized. The transcript is spliced from 2 exons. The coding region runs from base 1 to 543 and encodes 180 amino acids. The record is from RefSeq and is a predicted model, not a curated record. Lineage: Eukaryota; Fungi; Ascomycota; Eurotiomycetes; Chaetothyriales; Herpotrichiellaceae.
AUGGGUGAAGCCACUGUUAACGGCGACCUGCCUCAUUCUGCAUUCUUCUCUCACCUCUCCUCCUACCCUCUCGUGUCCGACUCGGUCAAGACCAUCAAGGGGAACCCCUAUGGCGCCAAAUCCAUCGACUUGACCAAUGCCGGAUAUGCCAAGUUUGUGAAGCCAGCCGUCCCUUACUUGGAAACACCCGCAUCCUACGCAAAGCCAUAUGUGGCCAAGGCGGACGAGCUUGGUGAUAAAUUGCUGUCGAAAAUCGACGAGCAGGUGCCCAUUGUCAAGUCGGAGACCAAGGAUAUCCAGAGCAAGCUCCAUGGUUAUAUCAACUGGCCGCUUGAGACUGCGAACAACACCAAGGACUGGGCUUUCAAGACGUACGGUGACGAGUACAAAAAGUGUGGUGGAGAUGGUGUGGUGGCUGGUGGCAAGGCGGUCAUCACCACGUCGCUGGUCCUGAGCUCAGAUGUGCUCAAAUGGGUCAGUUCUUUCCUCCAGGCCAAGAAGGAGGAGGCCAAGGAGAUCGCCCAGGAGAAGACCAACAAGUGA